AUGGCCCCUAAACCUUAUUGGGAGGACUCCAAUUUAGACUGUUUGACGAAGCCAGGUGCCAACCCUGCAGACCAGAAUCCAGAGUCCCGUGAAGCAGGAUUGCGCGCUUAUUCCACCAGUAAGCUGGCGCUAGUGUAUCUGUUUCCUGAGGUAGCAAGAAGACAUCCUCGGGUCAAGUUUUUGGUAUACAGUCCCGGGUUUGUGCCUGGAACAGGACUAAGCAGAGAUGCUGCCUCGAUUCUCAGAUUCUGGUUUUCUAAUGGCGAAAACGGUCUUUGA
This is a messenger RNA of Kuraishia capsulata CBS 1993, 279 nucleotides long. RefSeq lists its product as uncharacterized. The coding region runs from base 1 to 279 and encodes 92 amino acids. The record is from RefSeq and is a predicted model, not a curated record. The transcript has 2 exons. NCBI's taxonomy places the organism in Eukaryota, Fungi, Ascomycota, Pichiomycetes, Pichiales, Pichiaceae.